AUGGAUUCUCAGCUUUUCAUGAAGUUUAAUAAUUUUACGAAAGAAGAAAAAAAAGAUGGAAGAAAUAUUAGUCAUUUUGAAAAUUUCACCAUAGAUAUUAAUAAUGAGAGAUUUCAAAAGGAUUAUGAAAAUUAUUUAAAAAACAUGAACAAAAUGUUCAUACAUUCGCGGCAUGAAGUAUUUUCUGCUUGCCACCGAAAUAGAUUGGAAAGAAUUUUGUCUGAUUACGGAUCCAACGAUGUUGUAGGAGCCUUCAAUGAGAAACUAACUCGUGCGUAUAAUUUUAGGUUGGAGUUGAUUGAAAGUUAUAAGAUGCAUAAGGAGGAUAUAUACUUGAAAAGUGCUUUAGAAAGAGAUAAUCAUAUUAGACACCAUAAAUUAAUACAAAGAAACUAUGAAAAGAUGGAGAAGCAGAUGUACACAAUGAAUCAGAGGGAGUAUUGUAUUUUCCAAAGGAAAGAAUUGGAAAAGAAACGUGAACGAAGGAAAAAAAAAAUGGAUGCCAUCAUAAAGAGUUUUAUAAAAUCUGCUUUUGAGGUGGCCAAACUUGGUACCACAUGUGGGGACUCCUAUUUUUAUGAAAAUAUAUUUUUUUUAGAGAAAUUAUUUUUCCUUAAAAAAAUAAAAUAUAUGAAUGAUAUGGUUCAGAACAAUUCGCAUGAGAACGAAGCAAAUAUAUCAACAAUGCCCUUAGGAACAUGUGCAAAAAGAGAAAAAUAUUCUGCAAGUAUAUCUAAGAGAUGCAGUUUUCAGAAUCUUCAUGAAAAUUUGGAUUUUAUGAGGUUUCAAGGAGGAAUAGACAAAUUUUUUCUGUUGAAUAUGAGAAUUGCUCCAGUAGGAAAAAAAAACAGCACAGAGAAAUUUGCCUACAUCCUCUUGUUGGCAUAUUUAAGCGGUCGUAAGGAUUGGCUUGGCAUGAACGGGAAAAAAUUUCAUACUGAAGAUUUGGAUCUGCCCUAUGGGAAAUAUUAUUCUGAUUAUAGGAAGAAAAUAUUGGAAAACGUCGAACAGGUUGAUUUGGAUUCCUUGAGGGAGAGAAUGGGGGACAAAUAUUUCCCUUUUUCACAAAAAGAGGACAUGGAAAAAACUCCUUCUACAUGGUGUCUACUUAACCCGAAAGCAUUCAAAUUAAGGGGAAAGUACAAAUUUCCCCUAAAAAUUGUAAUUACAGGGAAAAUAAAAAAAGAUACUAAACUUUUAGCUGAACAUUUGAAAAAGACGUUUUCCCUGAAGGUGUACGACUUUGAUAAACUAAGAAAGGAAGUUCAAAGUAUAUGCAAAAGAGAAAUUAGUUACACAGACUCGAGGGAUAAGGAUACCCAAAGUUUCAUUAAUAAAAAUGAAAUUCUCAACAAGCUAAAAAAUAUCACUAAAAAAUUAAAAGAAAAAAAUUAUAAAGAAAAACACAGAGACCAUUUAUAUGUAGACUUGUUAUACUAUCGAAUAAAAUAUGAUUAUGAUAUGUUUUAUGACAGUGCAAGGGAGAACAAGUACUUUGCACAGGAUAAAGCCUUUUUCAAAAAAGACGAAGAGAAAUCCGCUAAAUAUAAAAAAGACGAAGAGAAAUCUGCUGAGUGUAAAAAAGACGAAGAGAAACCUGCUGAAUGUAAAAAAGACGAAGAGAAACCUGCUGAAUGUAAAAAAGACGAAGAGAAACCUGCUGAAUGUAAAAAAUACAAAGGAUAUAUUAUUACAAACUUUUUUUAUUCCCUAAAACAGUAUAUUCUGUUUGAACUAAAGUCAAAGAAAUUUUUUCUUUUUAACGAUUUUUUACAUGAACAUGUUCAUAAUUUAAAAAGGGGAGAAACGACAUAUAGAGAAAACGCUCCUUACAAUCGUUACACUCCUAAAAUUCAGAAAAUAAACUUGAAAAAAAACAAAAUGAACGGUGACUAUAAGAAAAGGAAACCACAGGACGAGGAAAAUUUCACUCUAGGGAAUGACAAUACAACAGUGGUUAGAAAUUCUCAAAAAAAGAAUAAUUUUAAGAGGGAAAAGUCAGGUAAUAAAGCGGAAAGUAAACAAGACUCUGAAAAUAACAUAACGAGUAGAAAGAAAAAAAAAAAUGGUAAAUCUGACAAGGAUUCGAAUAUACUUACAAAUAUCAACAAUACAGAAACAGAAAAAGAUGCAUUAAAAAAAUUUGAUAAUAACGAUAUGGAAAAAAAAAAUAUCCUAUUUUUUUCUAAUUUUAUAUGUAACAUUGAUGAUAUUUACAAUCUCAAGGGAAGACACAAGUUCUCUGGUGCAAUUGAUUUGCACUUUCAUAUUGAUAGAAGUAAUAAACAGAUUAACAAAAUCUUAUUUAACACCAUAAGUAGGAGGAGAGAUGACAACUCAUUCUAUACUCCUCGGGAGGGGAAUCGAGGCACAAAGAUAAGUGAUUCAUUUUCACUAAACAAAGGAACGAUAGUAAAAAUGAAAAAUAUAAUAACCACUUCUAAGAUUAGAAGUGAAAGUAGUUCAAAGCGUUUGAACCAAAAAUAUCGCAUAAAAAAGAAACACCUAGUUAGAUGCAAAUUUGUAAAUCUUUCGAAACCUUUAAAAGAUACACAAAGUGAAAAAGACACAAAAUGUAUACCUUUUGCUAACCAACAUUACAAUGAAAAUGAAGAAAAAUUUCGAUCAAAUUUCCAUUUGAUGAAGAAAAUUUUUCAUUUAGACAAAAAUUAUGAAAAAAUAAAAAAAUUUUUAAAAACGUAUAAUAAAGGUACUACAUAUCCAAGAUUUCACCUCCUAGGAAAAUAUAUGUACAAAUCAGCAACUCUUUUGGUUUCAAAAAUUAUCUACUUAGCUGAAAAGAAGAAGCAUAGAUUGAAAAGAGUCUUAGACCUAAUCACUACACAAGGGAAGGAUUCAAUUGAAAAUAAAAUGGAAAAUGCCCAUGAAUGGAGUAAUAAGAUCAAAUAUGAUUACCAACCUAUUGACGAUUUCUUUGGUGUAAAUAAAACAUUUCCCCUUGUAGACAAGUACACAGGUUAUUACUUCCGACAGAGGUAUUUCAAAAUAGUAAGGAAAUAUGUGAUUCAUCUAUUCAAUCUGUUUAUGUGGAAAGUGAAUUUGAAAAAAAGCAUAAAAGAAACUGUGAAGUAUAUACAUAAAAAUGUGCAUAUAUUCAUUGAGGAGAUAGACAUAGAACCGAUAAACGAGAUUAUUCAAUCAUAUAAUGAGUUAAAACAAUGUGGUGGUGAAAAUGAAAAAAUACAACUAUUGCUUUAUGAUAAAAUAAACACAAUUCAAGAAAAAAUAUGGUUACUCAUUUUGAAAGGGAAAAAUUAUUCUAAAAAGAAAGAGAAAGAAAAUGUAUAUAAAUGGAUUCAAAAACAAAUAUUUUUCCUUACAUUUCAUAAUUUGUAUUUAAUCAAUAUAGAACAUGAGCUAUAUAUAAAAAUUCACAAUUUUGUGAACGAAUUCACACAUUGUAUGCAGAAUCAAGAUUAUAGUUUAUCUUUUAAAAAUGAAAAGGAAAAACACAUGCUUAUUUUUAAUUACUUUCCAAAAAAUAAAAAAGAAUUUUAUAUAUUUGAAAAGGAUAAUUAUUAUUUUCCUUUCAUAAAUCAUAUAAAAGAAGAUGUUAACAAAUUUUUAAUUGAAAAUUAUGAUAAUAAAAAUGUGAACAAGACAAAAAACGAGGAAUCCAAUUCUUAUGAUAAUUUAUUCCAUUCAGAAAAAGAAAAAGACAUUUUUUUUUUAACAAAAGAAUUCCAUUUUUUAAAUAAUUGUAGAUUUAUUUACAAAUUUUAUGAUCUUAUUAACAAUACUGUAUCUAGUUUGAGGAAAUAUUUUUUUAUCUUUCACGAUCUUAACAAUUACAUUAACGAUUUUGUCAACUUGCAUUAUUUUUCCAUCUACAAACAGGUAAAUCUCGCCCUUUCACAAGUAAAAGUGUAUAUUCAGAAUAACAGACGCAUUCCUUUUUACUAUUCAAGGACUCUUGGGAAAAAAAAAAAAAAAAAAAAAUUGUUAAAAAAAAGAAUUAUCAAAAAUAGUCAAAAGAAAUACACACAAUCUAAUUGUGUCCAAUCAUGGAAGAUGCCCUUUCCGAAUGAUGAUCAUCACCACCAAAAUAACGAAGAGCAGAAGAACUUGAGUUUAGAUAAUACCAAAGGAAAACUCAUAUUGAAGGGAAAAAAAAAAAAAAAAAAAAUUACAAAAGGGAAAAAAAACUGCAUUUCAAGUGGCAUAAACGAGUCUCAUCACUUUUUUAACAUUACGGAGAUGAAACAAUUUUUACGAAAAAAUUCCAUGUUUACAUUUUUGAAAAAUAUCUUAAGUUAUACAUUUGUUGAGAACCAUUCUUUUAUCAUAUCAAAACGUGAUUUACAAAAUGUUAUCAUAAGCAGUUUAUAUUUUAUAAAAGACAAAUCGGAAAAAAUUAAUGCCUAUGCAUUAAUAGGUACUAAUCUUCUAGACACAUAUUUUAAAACACACAGUGUUACAAUUGACUCGUUUCUACUUGAAGAACGUUGGAAAGAUUAUGUCAAUAUGAAUUUGUCACAUAUGCAUUAUGAGAAGGAGAAAAGGCAGCAGAGAUAUAUAUAUUUUUUGGAUUUUUUCUUUUUUCUCCUUUUUUUUUUCUUUCAAAGGGGGGAGAAAUCUAACUGCUCCCAGCAGAUUCUCCCAAAUUAUCUGAACAUUAUGGAAGAAAAAAUGAACGCCGAGGGAAUGCUAGAUAAAAGUGAAAAACUAGAGGUGCUGAAAAGUUGUCUUUCUUUUUACAACAGAAUAGCGAAUGGGAUAGAUACACGCGAAGGCAAUGAUUCAAUCGAAGAGACGGUAAUAGAGACAGCAGAUCGUGCCUCAGAUCAUGCUACAAAUCCCCACGCGAGCACGGGAAAUUGGGAAAAUGGCAGAACUAGCCAAAUAUGUACUGAAAAAAAUGAGCUACUAAACAGUUCAGAAAAAGAAAAAAAACAAUUAGAAAAGAAUAUGGAAUAUUUUACAUUUGAAGAAUUUGCAUCCUUGGGAUUAUUCCAUUUUAUGAAAAAUGAACAAAAACUUACAAGGGAAGAAACGAAAAUGAAGAAUUAUGAAAUUCAUCUGCUGAAUAAACUUCUUUUUAAUUCUUUGUUUUCAUUCAGCUUAUUACCUAAAUUUUAUGAAAAUUUACAAAUUUAUGUAAAACAAUAUUUAUUAAAAAAAAAUGAAGAAUUUGUUUUCUCAUCAUUUCAAAAAUGUAUCAAAGAGAAAAUAAAAAAUGUGGAAUCGAAGAAAUUUUCCUCGUACGCCAUCGCCCCCCUCACCUCUGUGUCGGAAAAAGGGGAUGAACCUACAUAUAAGGAUGGAAAAAUAAACAAUUUAAAAAAAGAACAAGAAAAUUCUGAGACAUUAAAUUCGAUAAUGCUCCAGUAA
This is a messenger RNA of Plasmodium gonderi, 5352 nucleotides long. RefSeq lists its product as hypothetical. Lineage: Eukaryota; Apicomplexa; Aconoidasida; Haemosporida; Plasmodiidae. The coding region runs from base 1 to 5352 and encodes 1783 amino acids. The transcript is spliced from 14 exons. The record is from RefSeq and is a predicted model, not a curated record.